This is a messenger RNA of Symbiodinium pilosum, 219 nucleotides long. The record is from the annotation of a GenBank genome assembly. Lineage: Eukaryota; Dinophyceae; Suessiales; Symbiodiniaceae.
AUGCGUCUAACAGGAAAGACCGGCACGCCCUGCAGUUGUUGGAGCUUCAUGCUGACGCAGCGGGAGUUGCGACUGGCUGCAAGUAUGAGGUUGUUCAAAAGGGAAACUCCUCGUCCUCGCGGCAUACACAGCCUUACGCGAACCAAAGUCCAGACUGGCGGCAAAGUAAGCCUAGCAGGAAUUGUGAACCUUCAUGUGCGUGCAAGUGAGUGGUUUUGA